Messenger RNA from Rhagoletis pomonella (apple maggot), 5009 nucleotides. Its product is annotated as probable phospholipid-transporting ATPase IF. The record is from RefSeq and is a predicted model, not a curated record. Gene Ontology annotation, molecular function: ATP binding; ATPase-coupled intramembrane lipid carrier activity; ATP hydrolysis activity. Gene Ontology annotation, biological process: phospholipid translocation. The coding region runs from base 84 to 4208 and encodes 1374 amino acids. The transcript has 11 exons. Gene Ontology annotation, cellular component: plasma membrane; endoplasmic reticulum; trans-Golgi network. NCBI's taxonomy places the organism in Eukaryota, Metazoa, Arthropoda, Insecta, Diptera, Tephritidae.
AGCGCACCAAAGAGUGUGCUCCGCUUUUGCUUGUGUGUUUGUCCUGUGAUAUUUUGUGCUUUGUGUCGGAUUUUUUGCGGAUCAUGAAUUUUGUCGGCCGACAUGAUCACAUCGCUGGCGGCUAUCGACGCGUCAAUGCAGCAACCUAUGGAUUUCCGCUUUCUCAUAAUGCGAGUGAAACAAAGCCUUUCGUUAAAGAAAGUCUGUCCUGGAAAUGGCAUAAGGGUUCCCGCGUUAGCACAAUCAAUGAUUGGCUACAAAUCAAAAUCGGCGGCGAUGAGGAGGUGAAAAAGAAAAAGGGGCGUCAACAAUUGAAUCGCAUUAAAUCAACCAAAUACACAAUAAUAACAUUCCUGCCACAAAAUUUGCUCGAACAAUUUCGACGAAUAGCAAAUUUCUAUUUUCUCAUUAUGACUGUCAUAUCGCUAGUGAUUGACAGUCCCGUCUCACCGAUGACAUCAUUGCUGCCGCUGGCCUUUGUAAUUGCCGUCACAGCCGCUAAACAGGGCUAUGAAGACUUCUUACGCUACAGAACCGACAACGUCGUGAAUCGCUCACCAGUGACAGUCAUACGCAAUGGUGUUGCGACAGACAUCCAAUCGCAGCACGUUUGUCCGGGCGAUUUGGUGGUGGUGGAGCGCGAUUGUGAUGUGCCUUGCGACUUGGUGUUGCUACGUAGCACCGAUCCACAUGGCAAAUGUUUCAUAACCACAGCCAAUUUGGAUGGUGAGUCCAAUUUGAAGACGCUAUUGGUGCCGCGCGAUCUGCCGCUAGUCGAGAUCAACCAGUUGCACAAAUUGGGCGUCAUCGAGUGCGAGAGUCCAAAGACUGAUCUAUAUAGUUUCAAUGGUAAGAUAGAGCUGGCCGGCAGUGAGGGACGCGUACUGCCACUGUCCGCUGAUAAUGUGCUAUUACGUGGCUCGCGUGUUAAGAAUACCGAAUGUGUGAUUGGGUGUGCCGUGUACACCGGCAUGACCACCAAGCUGCAGCUGAAUAGCAGACUAACGCGCAAUAAAAGUGCCUCUAGUGAGGUGUAUGUUAAUCGUUUUUUGGUUGUGGUGCUCGUCUUGAUGAUUGGCAUAGUGUCGAUGAUGUACUUCUUUAAGCGUUAUGAGGAGAUUUAUGUAGUUCCCAAUCUGGCAUAUUUGGGCCCUGCUGCCGAUGGUUACAGCAUAAAACAAUUCCUACAGGAUUACCUAUCUUUUUUGAUACUCUUCAAUUAUUUGAUACCCAUAUCGUUGUAUGUGACUAUUGAGUUACAGCGUGGUAUUGGCGGAUUCUUCAUGGAAUGGGAUCUGCAGUUGUACGAUGAGGCAACCGAUGAGCAUUUCAUAGUUAAUACGUCGAAUUUGAAUGAGGAAUUGGGUCAGAUUGACAUUUUGUUUUCGGAUAAAACUGGCACAUUAACAAAGAACGAAAUGAUUUUUCAACAGUGUUCGAUAAAUGGACGGAAAUAUGUUUUUAAGAAGACGCGUUUGCUAGAGGAAGAGACCGGCGCACUGAUCGAUAUCAAUAAAUUCAAUAAAGAUCAGAAGAACUUCUUUCAAGCACUGACUAUCUGUCACACAGUUCAAGUAGCAGGUGACUCAGAUAGCAACCAAGCAAAAGAGGCUGAAACACCGGACAAAGAAGCUAAUGGCCGAAGUGGGCUUGCCAAAAUGUACUCAAUUUCAGACAUCACCGAAGAGAGUCAUAAUUCUAGUCAACAGAGUGGCGUCAAUUUCGAUAAUAUACAAGUGUUGGAAACAUCUAUAACAAAUAAUCCAAAUGGUCAGACCCAUAAUAGCAUCAACUCCAAUGAUGCUAUUAGCGCCAUAAAUAGUAAUGGCACAAAUGGCUCGAUUGCCGCAAACAUUACCUCUGAUAUAAACCCGUUACUUGACGAAACCGAUAAGGUGGAGAAGCGUAAGCGUCCGUUAAUUGUUAAGCGUAGCCCGAAUUUUACGCGUGCCACGUCGAGAAUACAUCCAGUUAUGUCGUUACCAAUACAAAUGACCAAUGGUACGGGCGUUGGAUGUACGAUUGAAAUGGUGAAUCGGUCAACAGCGCCCAACUUAUUAGUGCCUGCUGGUUCACGACCCUCGUCAUUACCUUUCACACGAUCCACAUCAGCUAUAGAUUUGCCAGAUGAUGGUUCCGUUGUUCCGAUAGCGACGGGUCACAAACGAUCGCAAUCCUAUGGCGCACCGGCGGCAUAUAUUACGCAGCCAGGGCAGCAAGGUGGUGUACUUUACCGUACAGCAAGCACUAUGUCGCGUGAGUCCUACGCAGCGCCCAACUUCCAAAGGCAGCCCACCAUUCUGAUACGCGCAGAGUCACAACGACGUAAGCACGAGAUUGAGCAAGUUGUGCACACACUCGACUACCAAGCGUCCAGCCCGGAUGAAAAGGCACUCGUCGAGGCUUGUGCCAAUCUGGGUCUCGUCUAUAUGGGCGAUGAUGAUGAUGUCUUACGCAUAAAGGUUGUGCCACCGCACAUGGAUUAUUCGCGUCCCUUUAGCGUUGGAAAGGUCAACGAAAUGCAUUUCAGCCGCCUAAAUGUGCUAGAAUUUACCUCGGAUCGCAAGCGUAUGAGCGUGAUUGUCAAGGACGAAAAUGGCACGAAGUGGAUUUACACGAAAGGUGCUGAAAGUUAUGUAUUUCCGUUGUGUGCCAAUACUCAGUCAGAGAUUGUAUCGCGUACUGACGCGCAUAUAAGCGAUUUUGCACGUCAGGGUUUGCGUACAUUGGCGGUGGCGCGCCGACGCGUUGGUGAUCAUGAGUACCGACAGUUUGUCGCUGGUUUGAGUGAAGCGAACAGCUCGUUGGAGAAUAGAAAAGAGUUGCUCGAGCAAACAUAUGCAAACAUUGAGUGCAAUCUCGAGCUUCUGGGCUCUACUGCCGUUGAAGAUGCUUUGCAAGAUGAAGUCGCCGAUACAUUGAUCUCUCUACAAAAAGCUGGCAUUAAAAUUUGGGUGCUUACCGGCGACAAGGUGGAGACGGCACUCAAUAUUGCGCUCUCUUGCGGUCACAUACCGCCCGAUGCCAUUAAGUACUUCAUUAUCGAUUGCCAAUCGAAAGAGGAUAUGUUGGUGCAUUUGAAUGCGCUCGACCGGGAAAUUGUCUUUGGCAUUGGGGCGCCAUGUGCGCUGCUGAUCGAUGGCAAAAGUCUCAGCAUAGCGCUGAGUGAGACGCCUGAGGUCUUCCGUGAUAUUGCAAUCAAAUGUACGGCUGUGCUCUGCUGUCGUCUGAGUCCAUUGCAAAAAAGUGAAGUGGUCUCACUGAUUAGAACUGCAAAGGAAGGCUAUACCACAGCUGCGGUGGGCGAUGGUGCAAACGAUGUAUCAAUGAUUCAGGAAGCGCACGUGGGGCUCGGUAUAAUGGGCAAAGAAGGGCGACAGGCGGCGCGUUGUGCAGACUUUUCAUUCGCAAAAUUUUGUAUGCUGAAGCGCCUGAUAUUGGUGCAUGGGCAUUACCAUACGACGCGUUUGUGCUACCUGGUGCUUUACUUCUUCUACAAGAAUAUAUACUUUAUGGGUAUCAUGUUCCUAUUUCAAUUCUAUUCACUAUUCUCUUCCGGUUCGGUAUAUGAUUCUCUAUUCUUGACGCUAUAUAAUGUGAUUUAUACCUCGUUGCCGAUUUUAUUUAUAUCACUUACGGAGAAGCCGUACAGCGAAGAGAUGCUUAUGACGCAACCCGAGCUCUACAAAAAGAAUACAAACAAUAAGGGUCUUCAUUGGCAGUAUUUCCUUGUCUGGUCAUUUUUUGGCGUCUAUCACACCCUGAUCACCUUUUUCUUCACCGAGUAUGUGUUUUCUACAAACAAUGUUCUUUUGAAUGUUGGGCAACCGGCAGAGUUCUCUUGCUUUGGCACGCUGCUUAUGCAAAUCGUUGUGGUUGUGGUCAACUUGAAAUUGCUGCUGGAUUCCAAGUACCUGAGCUAUUGGUUCAUAGUAUCGAUUGUGGGUUCCAUACUAUCGUUUGUGAUAACCACUGUGAUUUAUAACGUAAUCGAUCUAGACUAUGAUACCGAUAUCUAUUGGGCAUACAAUAAGCUGCUUUGCUCUCUUCCUAUAUGGCUUUUUACCAUACUCACAGUAAUUGCAUGCCUACUGCCUGAUUACGUAAUACGAGUUACACCGAAAGCUUUUAAUUUGCCGAAACGCAGCUUUUAUCCGAAUGCAGGUCGUCUAAAAAUGGAACGAAAAAUAAAUACGACACAUUUAUGAGUUUGGAAAAACCCUUCACAAGGCUGCUGAGUUAUCGAUUUAAAAAAGUUAUGUACUAUAUUUGUUUUGUAGCGUAAGAAUGGUUUGUAUGUAUGUUUUCAUACGCAUAUAUGUAUUUACGUAUACAUAUAUACUGUAUAGUAAAUACAGAUGUGUACUUAGUACUUAGAUUUAAAAAUAUCCACGGCAGUUAAAUGAGGAUGAAUGUUCAAACUUCUUCAGAACUUUGUUAACUUUCUUUAGAUUUUAUUACAGUCGCAGACGAAGAUUUUAAAGCUUUCUAUAGACUUAUGAGGAUGAGCCUUCAAAAUUCUGCAGAGAAUUUUAAGCUUUCUAUAGAUUUUAUGAGAAUAAGCUUUCAAACUUCUUCAGAGCUUUUUUAGCUUUAUUUAGAUUUUAUCCAUUCCGAACGAAGGUUUGUAAGUGUUCUAUAUAUUUUAUACAUACAUGAAAACUAUAGAAUGCCUUAAGCGCGAGAAAUAUUUUGGUAGUGACUGUUAUAUGUAUCCCUCGUGAAAAGUUUUUCAAAGCUUUCUACAAGGAAAAAGCUCUCUCUGAUCAUUAAAAGCUCAUGUUUAGAGAUUUUAUACCAUGCCUUUAAUUCCGAAAAAAACGGAAAGAGCUUAAGGGAAAUCGCGACGAAUGUUUUCUCCACCCUAGCAUCUUACUAAAAUAGUAUUAUUCACACUUUGUAAAGUGCAUUCACAAUAAUUGUAAAGACCUAUACCUAUAGCAUUUAAGUUUGACACCAAAUAUAGAGGCCUAAGAUUUACAUAUAGUAUUAAUUUAUUUUUUAAAUAA